UUUAUAUAUAUCGUACUAUAUCUGGGUGUUUCGUUUGAAGGUUUACAUGUUUAAUUUAAACUGAAUGGAUAUUAAAUAAGAUGCUAUUCCUAGUCUUGUUUUUGCUUGGGAGUUUAAAUGCAGUUAUUGGAUGGCAGUGUCGUAGUGGUAAAGUAAUUCCAGGCAUAUACAUCAAAUCAGGACAACCAGCUAUCAUAGGUUUUCAGACCACCUUACAAACAUUUGAUGGAGUACUUGUGUAUACAGUAGCAGCAUUCAAUAAUAGUAACCUCUAUGCCGCAACGUUUUAUAAUAAUCACCUUCAAAUUGAAAGGUCAUUUUUAGAGUCAAAGUUCAUUGGAGAUGCAAGUAGUGGAAAUUUCACGUUAAAGACUAAUGGUGUACACACACAAGAUGGAGGAGUAUAUAGCCUUCAAUAUAAAAAAGGAGGAGCAGACUUGUAUACAGAAAUGUGUUCCAUAUUAUUUGUGUUAGGUAAACCACAAAAAGCAACUCUUUCACAUGAUAACAACAAUGUUCUUGGAAAAGACUGUCAACUUUCAUGCGCCAGUUCAUCGACAACCAACCCAACAAACCACACCCUUAAUGUCACGUUCAACUGGAAAGUAAAUGAUAUUACGAAUCCAUCCAACAAUAGAUAUAAAUAUGGAGUUUUAAACAAAACACUGACUAUAAUGUCUGUGACAAAGGAAGAUGCCAACAAGAGAUUUAAAUGCAGUGCAACAGAAUCUGGAGAUGGUGUUACAGGCUUGACUUCUGACUACAGUGAUGAGUUCAUAUUCACAGUAAUAUGUUAGUAUUUAUUUCUGUCUUUUUUGUAAAAGAAGGACAAGACACACACACACGCAC
Molecule: messenger RNA, 849 nt
Organism: Mercenaria mercenaria
Lineage: Eukaryota; Metazoa; Mollusca; Bivalvia; Venerida; Veneridae
Exons: 3
Coding region: 81-797 (238 amino acids)
Source: RefSeq, a predicted model, not a curated record